Molecule: messenger RNA, 5885 nt
Organism: Stegostoma tigrinum
Lineage: Eukaryota; Metazoa; Chordata; Chondrichthyes; Orectolobiformes; Stegostomatidae
Product: lysosomal alpha-glucosidase-like
Exons: 20
Coding region: 570-3452 (960 amino acids)
Biological process (GO): glycogen catabolic process; lysosome organization
Cellular component (GO): lysosomal membrane
Molecular function (GO): carbohydrate binding; alpha-1,4-glucosidase activity
Source: RefSeq, a predicted model, not a curated record
UCCGCUUGGCUGGGUGGAUGUGGACCGGCCGAGCGUGUGACGCCGGUACUGUCAUGUGAUUCGGUUUCCCGGCAGUUUGGCCAUUUCUGGUUGUCAGGUCUGGAAACGGCUUGAGGUAGACGCAUUCACUGAAUUCGUAGUCGGUUCUCGUUUCAAACAGUGUCCCCUAUGAGAGUGUCCGAACGUCGGAGUGUGACUGACCAGCUCUUCAGCUGAUGCCCGAGCGUCUGAGUGUCACCAGCCUUUUCCAUUUUCUAUUGCGGCCUGAAAUAGGUGAUGAAGGAGCCGCGCUUAGGAAGCUUGUGAUUUCAAAUAAACCUGUUGGACUAUAACUUGGUGGUGUAUUGUGACAUCUGACUUUUGUCAACUUCGGCAGUACUGGGACUACAGAGAACAACAGGAGGAAGUCAUUAAGGCGCUCCAAUUUGUUUCGUAGUUCGGCGCCUGACUCUGUCAGCACCGCCUUUCACCACAGCCUUCAAUUCCAUUUACCAACAACUGUUUCAACAUUUACUUUGAAGAGAGUGGACAAAGUGAAUCACAGCUUCAAGAUCAACUGCCUCGUCAUCAUGUUCCCACAACAUUAUGAAGCAGAAAAAUAUGCUCUCCGUCCGGGAAGCAAAAGAAAGGAGCUAGCAAAGUUUCCAACUGUGACUAAACCAAGAAUGCUUGCAGUUAAUGUAAUUAAAAAUGGAGCAAUCUUUCUUGGUGUCAUUUUAGUUGUUGUAAUUACGUACCACAGUUAUUAUACUCUACGGUCUCCAGUGAUUUUUAAGCGUGUUAACAUGGGAAUGUCUAAAUUAGAUUUAUUGUGGCAAUAUCCUCAUGAUAAAAGCAGAACAGAGACUUCAGAAAUACUGAACAAUCUAUCAUUGACUCUAAGUCAUCACAGUGACUCUCAGUGUGAUAUUGAUCUGAAUAGUAGGUUCGAUUGUGCUUUCAAUGAAGCGGUUGACAUGAUGAAAUGUCAGGCUCGUGGCUGCUGUUGGAAUCCAGCAGCCAAUGCUGAUUCCCCACACUGUUUCUUGCCAUCAAAGUAUCCUUCUUACCACAUGGAUUACCUUUCCCCAACCAGUACUGGCUACACAGCCUCACUGAGUCGCAGCGAGAAGACAUUGUUUCCGAAUGACAUAAUGACGCUUCAAUUGAAUGUGAUGUAUGAGACAUCUGGCAGACUUCAUUUUACUCUUAAGGAUCCAAGAAGUAAACGGUAUGAGGUUCCUAUUGAUGUCCCUAACAUCACUGAGAAAGCUUCAACACAACUCUACACUGUUAGAUUUUCAUCCAGACCUUUUGGCAUCAUUGUACAGAGGAAAUCAAAUGGUCUGGUUCUCCUGAACACAACAGUAGGGCCAUUGUUUUAUGCUGAUCAAUUUCUGCAGAUCUCCACCUCCCUGGCCUCAAAGUACAUCUCUGGUCUAGGAGAGCACAUGACAAAUCUGAUUCUUGAUCUCAACUGGACCCAACUAACGCACUGGAACAGAGAUCAAGGACCUCAUCCAAAUGCUAAUUUAUACGGCUCACACCCUUUCUACUUGGUGUUGGAAGAGGAUGGAAAAGCUCAUGGUGUUUUCCUGUUCAACAGUAAUGCCAAGGAUGUAUUACUUCAGCCAACCCCUGCUCUAACCUGGAGAACGAUUGGAGGAAUCUUUGAUUUUUAUGUGUUCUUGGGUCCAGAUCCAAAAACAGUGAUAAGACAGUACAUGGAUGUUAUUGGUUAUCCUGUAAUGCCUCCAUACUGGAGUCUGGGAUUUCAUCUGUGCCAGUAUGGUUACUUGAGCACCAACGUCACCCGACAAGUUGUGGCAAACAUGAGCAGAGCCAACAUGCCUCAGGAUGUACAAUGGAAUGACCUCGAUUAUAUGGAUAAAAGAAAGGACUUCACUUACAACUUACAGUACUAUGGGGACUACCCACAGAUGGUAAAGGAGUUCCACCAGAAGGGGUUGAAGUAUGUCAUGAUUGUGGACCCAGGAAUCAGCAGUACACAGGCAGCAGGGACGUACAAGCCGUAUGAUGACGGUGUGAAGAGAGGUGUUUUCAUUAAAAAUGAAACUGGUCAACCAUUGAUCGGAAAGGUUUGGCCUGGUCCAACUGCUUUCCCAGAUUUUACAAACCCAGAGACCCAUGCCUGGUGGUACGAAAAUAUUAAAGAGUUUCAUGAUAAAGUUCCCUUUGAUGGGAUGUGGAUCGAUAUGAAUGAACCAUCGAACUUUGUUACUGGUGCUAUAAGUGGUUGUCCAAACAACAAUUUAGAAUAUCCUCCUUAUGUACCAGGUGUGACUGGCAGAAAUCUCACGUCCCGAACUGUGUGUAUGUCUGGAGAGCAGCAUUUGUCAUCACAUUAUAACCUCCACAACCUAUAUGGGUUGACUGAGGCCAUUGCUUCCUAUGAUGCUCUGACCAAGGUGACAGGAAAACGUCCAUUUGUGAUAUCACGGUCCACGUUCCCCAGUCAUGGUCGUUAUGCUGGACACUGGACUGGGGACAUCUCAAGUGCUUGGAAUGACAUGUAUUAUACUAUCCCAGCUAUAAUGCUGUUCAACAUGUUCGGGGUUCCCCUUGUUGGAGCUGAUGUCUGUGGUUUCCGUUGGCCCACCACUGAAGAACUCUGUGUGCGUUGGAUGCAACUUGGAUCAUUCUACCCAUUUAUGCGGAAUCACAAUGCCCUGCAUCAGCCGCCUCAGGAACCAUAUAUUUUCAGUGAAUCAGCACAAUCAGCAAUGCGGAAAGCCCUCUUCAAUAGAUAUAUGCUGCUACCUUUCCUCUACACGCUCUUCCAUAAAGCCCACGCUGCUGGAGAAAUGGUUGUUCGGCCACUGUCAUUUGAAUUCCCUCAGGAUCCAAACACACGAGGCAUUGAUCGUCAGUUCAUGUGGGGUGAUGCCCUUCUCAUCACUCCAGUUUUGGAAUCUAAAACAGUUGAGGUGUCUGGCUAUUUUCCUGCAGCAACAUGGUACAAUCUAUAUGAUGGUUCUUCAAUUCGUAGUAAAGGUCAGUAUGUUACACUACAGGCGCCCUUGGAUACAAUAAAUGUUCAUGUACGAGAAGGCUGCAUUGUGCCUAUGCAGGAGCCGAACACUACAACUGCUGUGUCUCGUGGAAACCCAUUUGGUCUGAUGGUGGCACUCUCUGAUCAGGGAUUUGCUAGGGGGGAUCUCUUCUGGGAUGAUGGUGAUAGUCUGCUGAGUUAUGAAAAUGGUGAUUAUACGGAAAUUAUCUUCCUGGCAAAAAAUAAUAUACUGUUCAGUGAAAUAAUCCAUUUGAACAGCCAGAUUGACGGCCUGAAACUGAGCAGCAUUUUCAUCUUUGGACUUCCAUCUGUCCCACGGAAAGUUUCUGUUAAUGGAUUCUGGAUCACAGACUUCUCCUACAGAACAGACACACAGGUGAUGACUUUGCAGAAUCUGUCUAUUCUUGCGGGAGAGCCAUUUACAAUUACAUGGAUCUGAAGAAAGUGAUGUAAAAUCUGCUACCAAGAAAGCCUUCAGAAAAUAAUAGAUUAUGCUCAUAAAACAGUGGUAAAGAAGGAAUGUCAAUUCUAGUUAUUAACUUGACAAAAUGUGCUGUAUAUCAUUUGAAAUUCUGUUAAUGAUGAAAAAUUAUUUUGUGCUUGAACUGAAAUCUGAUUAAACUGUGUUGAAUAUUUUGGAUGGAUGGAGGUAUGGGUAGGGAAGGGGCUUGAAGGCUAGUGUUCUUUGAAGAAUAGUGACAAUCACAAAGGCACUCUGAAGUGUUACAACUACGCGAAAAGGCCCACUCUGUUAACUGCCUACGACAGACUCAUUGACCCUUUUGCACCACUGAUGUUUUUGCUGUUGUCUCUUGCACAUUCACAAGGAUUGCUGUUUUCUUUGCCCACUCUGAUGCUUCCCUGAAUGCCUUGGGGAAAAAUGUGAAUAGAUCUGGAGACUAUUUCUUAAUGUUUCAGCUGCAGAAAGGAUGUUUGGGGACUCGUCACAGUUGCAGAAAGGAUGUUUGGGAACUCGUCAACUGAGGUAGUAUGGGCUGAGCUUAGAAACAGGAAAGGAGAGCUCACCCUGUUGGGAGUUUUCUAUAGGCCUCCAAAUAGCUCCAGAGAUAUAGAGGAAAGGAUAGCAAAGAUGAUUCUCGAUAGGAGUGAGAGAAACAGGGUAGUUGUCAUGGGGGAUUUCACCUUUCCAAAUAUUGACUGGGAACGCUAUAGUUCGAGUAUUAUAGAUGGGUCAGUUUUUGUCCAGUGUGUGCAAGAGGGCUUCCUGACACAGUAUGUAGAUAGGCCAAUAAGGGGCGAAGCCACAUUAGAUUUGGUACUGGGUAAUGAGCCUGGCCAGGUGUUAAAUUUGGAAGUAGGUGAGCACUUUGGUGAUAGCGAUCAUAAAUCUGUUAUGUUUACUUUAGUGAUGGAAAGGGAUAGGUGUAUACCACUGGGCAAGAGUUAUAGCUGGGGGAAAGGCAAUUACGAUGAGAUUAGGCAAGAUUUAGGGAGCAUAGGAUGGGGAAGGAAACUGCAGGGGAUAGGCACAUUGGAAAUGUGGAGCUUAUUCAAGGAAAAGCUCCUGUGCGUCCUAGAUAAGUAUGUACCUCUCAGGCAGGGAGGAAGCUGUAGAGUGCGGGAGCUGUGGUUUACAAAGGAGGUGGAAUCUCUGGUCAAGAGGAAGAAGAAGGCUUAUGUUAGGAUGAGAUGUGAAGGCUGAGUUAGGGCACUUGAGGGCUACGAGGUAGCCAGGAAAGACCUAAAGAGAGAGCUCAGAAGAGCCAGGAGGAGGCAUAAGAAGUUGUUGGCGGAUAGGAUCAGGGUAAACCCUAGGGCUUUCUGUAGGUAUUUAAGGAAUAAAAGAAUGACAAAAGUAAGAUUAGGCUCAAUCAAGGAUAGUAGUGGGAAGUUGUAUGUGGAGUCAGAGGAGAUGGGGGAAGCACUAAAUGAAUAUUUUUCAACAGUAUUCACUUGAGAAAACGACAAUGUCGUCGAGGAGAAUACUGAGAUACAGGCUACUAGACUAGGUGGGAUUGAGGUUCACAAGGAAGAGGUAUUAGAAAUCCUACAGAGGGUGAAGAUAGAUAAGUCCCCUGGGCCGGAUGGGAUUUAUCCUAGGAUCCUGUGGGAAGCCAGGGAGGAGAUUGCCGAGCCUUUGGCAUUGAUCUUUAACUCAUCGUUGUCUACAGGAAUAGUGCCAGAUGACUGGAGGAUAGCAAAUGUGGUCCCCCUGUUCAAGAAGGGGAAUAGAGACAACCCUGGUAAUUAUAGACCAGUGAGCCUUACCUCAGUUGUUGGUAAAGUGUUGGAAAAGGUUAUAAGGGAUAGGAUUUAUAAUCAUCCACAAAAUAAUAAUUUGAUUAGGGAUAGUCAGCAUGGUUUUGUGAAGGGAAGGUCGUGCCUCACAAAUCUUAUUGAGUUCUUUGAGAAGGUGACCAAACAGGUAGAUGAGAGUAAACUGGUUGAUGUGGUGUAUAUGGAUUUCAACAAGGCGUUCGAUAAGGUUCCCCACAGUAGGCUAUUGUACAAAAUGCGGAGGAAUGGGAUUGUGGGAGAUAUAGCAGUUUGGAUCAGAAAUUGGCUUGCUGAAAGAAGACAGAGGGUGGUAGUUGAUGGGAAAUUUUCAUCCUGGAGACCAGUUACUUGUGGUGUACCGCAAGGGUCGGUAUUGGGUCCACUGCUGUUUGUCAUUUUUAUAAAUGACCUGGAUGAGGGCGUAGAAGGAUGGGUUAGUAAAUUUGCAGAAAACACUAAGGUCGGUGGAGUUGUGGAUAGUGACGAAGGAUGCUGUAGGUUGCAGAGAGACAUGGAUAAGCUGCAGAGCUGGGCUGAGAGGUGGCAAAUGGAGUUUAAUGCGGACAAGUGUGAUGUGAUGCACUUUGGUAGGAGUAACCGGAAUGCAAAGUACUGGGCUAAUGGUAAGAUUCUU